AUGGCUACGUACCCAAUGGCUGGAUUACUCAAAAACAUUCCACGCAUUCCGCGUAAACAAAAGCACAAUGGCUGGAUGACUCACAUGCAUAAAAACACAUAGAAAGCAACUGACAUGUAUAUAGAGAUGGUCUUUACAGACUACAGUUGCCCACUCGCCAUUGUAUUGAGAGUAGGCUGCAAGCUUUUAGUUUGGAGAACGAGUUAACAUUGUAUCAACAAGUAUAUGACUAUCUACAAAAUGACAAAUAUCCGGAUGAGUUUAGCAAAUCCCAAAAACGCGGCUUGAGAUGGAGAUCCCAAGACUUUGUUGUUCAAGACGGGGUAUUAUUCUAUCAAGGAAAAAACAAGGAAUCUCAACCACGACGCUGGAUAACGGAGCUUAAGCAAAAGCAACAGAUAUUAGAAGGAUAUCAUUCAAGUCAACUAGCUGGACAUUUUGGUCGCGACAAGAGAAGAGAGAAGGCGAGUAAGCUUUUGUUUAUAUGAAAAGAUAUAUAUAAGGAUUGUUUUUUUGCUUCUUUUUCUUUUUGAUGAUGUAUGUAGUAUAUAGAGUUGUAUACUUACGUCUUCUUCUGUUUCUAAAAUAAAGGUUGGGACAAGGUAUUACUGGUUAUCUGUUAUCGAAGACUGUGCCGAUUUUGUAAGAACCUGCAACAUAUGUCAACGCAAUAACAAGCAUUUCAAGAAGUCGUCCACUCUCCAUCCCAUUCCAGUUAAGAACAAAGUAUGGCAUCGCAUUGGAAUUGACCUUAUUGGACCUUUACCAGAAGUAUGUGAUUUGUCUUGAUCAUAAAACAUCAGUUUGUUUUUGCUGUUCAUAUUCCUAUUUAAUUUUUAUAAUAUUGUUCAAAUUCCUAGACACAUCGAGGUAAUAAGUAUCUCAUGACUUGCACUGACAGCUUCAGCAAAUGGCCAGAAGCGAAACCUUUAAAAGACAAAACGGCUAUUGGCGUAGCAGACUUCCUCUACGAAUUACUGACACGAUAUGGAGUAGCUGAAGUUAUCAUCUCCGAUCAGGGUCGAGAGUUUGUGAACCAGAUCAAUGAAGAGCUCUUUCGUUUGACAGGAACUGAUCAUAGAAUUAGUUCAGCAUACCAUCCCCAGACUAAUGGUCUAGAUGAGCACAUGAAUCAAACAAUCAAAACUUGUCAUUUCAAUGUUAUUUCCAAUUGCUUGGCAAAGGGAUUUUACAAACUUGUCAAAGAUGGAAAGGAGUUGAAGAAGUCAUACAAUGGUGUUCGGCUGAAGAAAUAUGCUAAACCAUCAACAGUAAACGAUGCAGCUGGCUCGAGAAGCAAAGAUACUGUUAAUCCAAAUGUUUGGUUACCUGGACUUGGUCUCACUGCGAAAGAUAAGGAGACUAUACAGAACAAUUCAAAGCUUGACGACAAAGUUAUUAAUGCUGCACAGACGGUCUUAAAGCAGCAAUUUCCUAGUAUCUCUGGUUGA
Paramuricea clavata is the source of this 1451-nucleotide messenger RNA. NCBI's taxonomy places the organism in Eukaryota, Metazoa, Cnidaria, Anthozoa, Malacalcyonacea, Plexauridae. The record is from the annotation of a GenBank genome assembly.